UGGCUAGAGGCUGUUAAAAUGAGGUGUUGCGAGUUGGCUCACACGCUCCAAUGCGCCAUGUUUCUGGGUGCUUGUCACUGGGCAGUGCCAUGCUAUCCGCCCCCCUGUACUGGCACUUAUUGGUGUCAUUGGUAGAGUCACUUUUACUGAUGGGUUUAAUCGUCAGGAUUGGUACUGGCUCUUGAUAUGACGUCUUUAUGCGCUGCCCCUGCGGAUGUAUCAGCUGCAUCCCAGAUUUUUUUCGUACUCUGAGGCCGUGUGUCUCUAAGCAGCCUCUUCCCCAGUAUUCCAAGAGCCAAAGGAAAUCCUGCAUUUCAUCUGGAAUAAUGCAGAUUAGAUAACGGCCUGUCUCCUCGGGGAACAAGCAUGUUUUUUUUCUGUGAAAAAGGAGGAGGGAAUAUGUUUGGUUCAUUUUGUGAGUAAACGUAUGGGGGUAAAAAUGGCGCAGGGCUUUUAUGUUGACCUCCAUUCAUUUUAAGGUGUCAUCAAGGUUCUGUGAAUGUGCAGGUGCACGAUACACUGUUGGAAAUCAAGCGACUUGUGCGUUCUGUGCAAAUUCAAUUUAUGUGUUAUCACCUUUUAUUUUGACAUGGGUAUCACAUGGUGUAGCAUGUAAAUCUUUCAUCUGGCCUUCACAGAUUUUUAAGAAAACAAUUUUUUUUUCAUAGCAAAAUCUUGCUCUUUUUUCCAUAUAAUAAAGGUAAAUAGUAACCACUGCUGUGCUGUUCCAACCUGAUUUCAAGGGAAUUUGUAACUAUUUUAUGACGUGGCUAAUUCGUAUGAAUUUGUACAAUGUGAAUCAUACAAAAAUGUACAAUUAUUAAAAGAGGAAAUACUGAAACCCCACCCCUAAACCUAACCGUUACUGGUGGAAAACUUGGACUUAUCCACUUUUAUUACGUGUAAGAGAACAGUGUAAAUUCUUAAAAACAUGUUAACAUAUUUUUCAUUUUUGGUUGAGCUUUCCCUUUAAUUUCCCACUCUUCUGUUUUUUUUUACAGUUAAAGGAAUAGUUCACUCAAAAACAAAAAUUCGUCAAUCAUUCACUCUCAUGUCAUUCAAACCUGAAAAAAACCCUGUUUUUUGAAACACAAAAGAAGAUAUUUUAAGAAAUGUGUCAGUGGUUUUGCGCCUAUUAUUAAUUAUGUUUUAUUAACAAAGUUCGGGAGGAGCACGUGCAGAUAACUUACCCGGCUGGCUUGCUAUGACCAAUCUCACAAAUCAGAUAACUAACCCGGCAUAACCAAUCUCACCAAUCAUCCUUUUAGCUCGGGCAAAAACCCCCACCUACAAAUAGACAAGACGCCUUACCUCAUUCUCUCUACAUUUUCGCAGCAUCCCUCCUCCACCCCAACUCCUCACCAUCAGACCAUUUUUACCGCAGUAUAACAGGGGGGCAACGACCCAAGUCCGGGCACAUACCGGGCCCUCUCCCCAGACAAGGGGCGGGCGCUCCGAGUUCGGAGGAACUACCAAGCUCGGAGCCCUCUCCCCGGGACAGCACGCCAAAUAUUCAUACUAUCCGUCCCUUAUCAUCUGUACUUAUUAUCUGCGAGGCGAACUCUUGAAACAAUGGAUGUCAACAGGGGCCAGUGUUAUUUGGUUACCAACGUUUUAUGUUCUGCACAAGAAAGUAAGUUACGCAGGUUUGGAAUGACAUGAGGGUGAGUAAAUGAUGAAAGAAAUGUAAUAUUUAGUCCUUUAACACUUUAUGCUGGCAUGCUUUUUGAAUGCAGCCAUCGAUGACUCGGGAUUAAUGUCUGUCAUGAUUAUGCUUUUGGUUGCAAGGUAGGGCACCACGGGGUUUCCCUUUCAAACUGUGUUGGGGCAGAACGCAUCUACAUUAACCCCUCACUUUUCUCUCCAUUUUGAGGUUGAAUGCUUUUCACGCCUUACCUGUGUAAAACGCAGUCUCUGAGGUAAAUGGGUAGAGGUAAAUCACUGUGUGAGAAAAUCCCACUCAGUUUAUCCGAGCGUUUGGAAAACCCCAGCCUUUUAGGUUAGACGCUUAAACCUACAUUACUUGUUACAUUUCCAGUUCCCUGUUGCAAAGUUUUGGUUCAUUUUUCACAGUUCUGCAUGCUAGCAUAAAGUGCUAUGCUCAGCAAUGUUCUCAUCUGACUCUAGGUGAAUGACUGAGGGGAAAAAUGUUUUUUUUAAUCUUAAAUAGACGGCUAAAAAAGUACGAUUUACUCUACGCUUGAUCUUGUUACCGUAAUUUCAACGCUCGCACUAACAGUUAUCGUCUGUGAGAGACAGUUUUGCAUACCAUUACACAACGUUUUUAUUUAGUUGCCGAAACAACAUCAAGGUCAAUUUCCAGCAGAUCAGCUGAAGUAUUUCAUUUUUGCUUCGUAGUUCAUUUUGCACUCCAGCUAUGACUUGAGCCUCCGUUGUGACACAUACAUAAUGAAAUUCUAAGUGACUUGGAAAGUACUGUACGUAGAUAUCUACUUCGGGCUGUGUCCAUGAGUGUGUUGUUGCUGGAGGCUUUCAAUGGCGGCUCUCACAAACAGCUGCUUGAUCUUCUCCAGGAAAGUGUUGAAGACUGUGUAAGCUUCACUCUGCCUGCUAAGAAAUGGCACUGGAGGGCCAGAACUUCUGCCCUGUACUUCAUGCAAGCAGUUCCAGCCAGUUCCCUCUACAGAGUUUUGUUCACCAGCUCUGUCCUCAAUCUCGCUGAGCUUGUAGCCCUGCGGCUUGAUCUCGGCCGUCUAAAGAAGGUUCUGUACUUCCAUGAGAACCAGCUGGUCUAUCCAGUCCGCAAGAGCCAAGAAAGAGACUUCCAGUAUGGCUACAACCAGAUCCUGUCAUGCCUGGUUGCGGAUGUGGUUGCAUUCAACUCCUCAUUCAACAUGGAGUCCUUCCUGUCCUCCAUCUCCACCUUCAUGAAGACUAUGCCAGACCAUCGACCCAAAGACCUGGACCGGCUCAUCCGUCCCAAGUGCCGCGUGCUCCACUUCCCGAUUCGCUUUCCUGAAGUCACAAGAUUCCUGCCUGCACACAAACGUCUCAGGCAUUCAGAGCGGCAUGUUAAUAUCUACAGUCCGGCUGCUCAACACCACACUGACACAUCAGUUUCAAGUGAAAAUGAGUCACAUGAAGAGAAACUACAAAAGGAAGGACUGCAGACUACGAGUUUGGCACCAGAUCUGGAAGCAUCACAAAAUCAGCCAGCGUGUCGGCCGUGUGAUGAGAGAGAGAAACCCCGGCCACUCCACAUAGUCUGGCCACAUCGCUGGGAACAUGACAAAGACCCACAGCUGUUUUUCCAGACCUUACUGAAACUCAAAGAACGACAGCUGAGCUUUGAAGUUUCUGUCCUGGGAGAGACUUUCACUGACGUUCCAGACAUCUUUGCAGAAGCCAAAGAACAGUUGGUUGACCACAUCCAGUACUGGGGUUUCAUGCCCAGUAAGGAAGAUUACCUCAAAGCGCUGUGCCAAGCAGAUGUCGUCGUGUCCACGGCCAAGCACGAGUUUUUCGGAGUAGCAAUGAUAGAAGCAGUCCACUGUGGUUGUUAUCCCCUUUGUCCGAACGCUUUGGUCUACCCAGAAAUAUUCCCUGCGACAUAUCUGUAUUCGACACCUGAACAGCUGUGUAAAAAAUUACAACAUUUCUGCAAGCGCCCGCAGUUAGUCAGACAACAUGUUACUCAGGUGAACAUCAGUACUUUCUCCUGGGAAACUCUUGAGGACGAGUUCAAAUCUCUCUUGAGAGCAGAUGGUGACAUGAUUUCAACAGAGCAGCACACAUCAUGACAGGACCCUUAGAAAUACAUAUUUAACAUCUCGCCUCAUUGUGAAGUUGUGGAGUUUUUGAUGUACUCAAACAUUUUAAUGUGUUGGAUAAGUGCCUGAAAUAUGGCAGCACAGCCUUUUAUAUACAGUAUCUACUGUACCAGUGCCACCAACGAAAAGCUUCCCAAUCUCUCCAAUACAUAAGACGAACAUCUGUAUGUUAACUUCAAUGUGUAGGAAAAAAACAACUUUUAUAUUUGUGGUCAAUGGCAGAAAAAGAGCAAAGUAAAAAUAAACAAUUGAAAAACCUGCGACCGCUUUCGUGUCACGCAUAGCGGGCCCACCUCAUAUUUCGCUUCAUAUCCAUUUUUAUCCUUUGUGCUUGAGGACUACAGCCUGGAAUUCUGGAGUCUUCGGUUCCCACUCCGACAGAGCGGCGGCCAAGUUGCGGCUUGAAACGUUGUGGGCUCUUGCUCCACCUGAGGUUGCCAGGUUGUGACAAAGUCCCCCGAGGCUCAGUAAAGGUUGAUGCAAGGCUUCCCCAGGACUGUGGUUCAAUCUAAAUACGGUUCUCUUAUUUUCCUUGCAUUUGAGAUCUGGCUGUACGCUACAGCUGGAGCCCACUGCAUAAUUAAGGGGGCCUGGUAACUAGCUAUUUAUAUGUGUUUGCUAAAUGUAAAAAUACUGGGCAAACUAACAAUGGCCUGUCAGAUUUUCCAUCUUUUUUAAAGAUGUGUCUGCUUUCACAUCACAGCAAUGCCACAACCUCUCGACCCACUUCAAGUCUGCCAACAUAAGUGCCAUUAAAAGAGGCCCGACUUUUAUUGAAGAAGUUAUUGAGAGAUUCAUCCUUUAUUAUCAGAUAUUCUCCUAAUAAAGCUGUGGAAAUUUCUGACGUUAUUGUUUCAGAUUUAUUGAUUAUUCAGGUGCACUCGGAUAGAGGGUCUAGAUUUAAAGGCUCAGACAUAAUCACGUUGCCACCUUGUACGUAACCAAAGUCAUUACUCCCCAUUAAAGGAAAAGUUCAUCUCAAAAUCAAAAUUGUGUUAUUUUUUUACACGCCCACGUUCAAACUAUGAGGCACUAUGAGCGGAUGGACCAAUUUAACAAUGUCUUUAGUACUUUUCUGGACCUUGACAACAACUUUAACCAUGAUGUCUAUGAGGAGGCCUGGAAAUCUCUCGGAUGUCACCUAAAUAUCUUUAUUUGUGUUCCAAAGACGCCGGGAGGUCUUAAACCAUAACACAAUAAAAUAACACAAUUUUGAUUUUGAGACAAACUUUUCCUUUAAGCAGAAGUGCUUCUUUACAGCUCAUAGAAAAACAGUCCUAAUAGCCUAGAACCAUAUCUAACAUAAUUUAAUAUUUCAAAGCAUCAGUGAGGUUCUGUUGUAUGUUAUUUUUCAAUAUUUUGUACAGAUCUUGUUCAUUCACACUUCCUGUGGUUUUCUAUAAUACAGUUUGUCGCUAUUUGUUUUGCUUUAUAAAAAUGACACAAGUAAAACAGAAAUAAAGCAACCUAAUUCGAUUGACCUGUUUGCAUAUUAGCAGAUCUGGAUUCGUUGAGGAAACGCUCCUGUAGUGUAAGAUGGGUUUGCCAUCUACUCUGAGUCUGACCUCAGGUCAGGACCUAAUGACGCCUAAAUAAAGCCUAUAUAACCUGCUGUUUCUGUAGUCGCAAAAUGUCACCCCACAUAUAAAAACUUAAUAGCGACCUCUAUAAAACUCGGUGCACAUUAAACCAUUUCAUUGGCCUGUUGCUGUUUUCUCUCUGGUGUUCUAGAGGUAUAAAGCAAAUAUAAUACUGGGCGAAUUGUACAACAAUACAAAUG
This is a messenger RNA of Triplophysa rosa, 5571 nucleotides long. RefSeq names its product glycosyltransferase-like domain containing 1 (gene qtman). Lineage: Eukaryota; Metazoa; Chordata; Actinopteri; Cypriniformes; Nemacheilidae. Gene Ontology annotation, molecular function: glycosyltransferase activity. The transcript has 11 exons. The coding region runs from base 2469 to 3761 and encodes 430 amino acids. The record is from RefSeq and is a predicted model, not a curated record.